This is a messenger RNA of Ichthyophthirius multifiliis, 790 nucleotides long. RefSeq lists its product as hypothetical. The transcript has a single exon. The annotation marks the transcript as partial. Gene Ontology annotation, molecular function: RNA binding; 5'-3' RNA exonuclease activity. Lineage: Eukaryota; Ciliophora; Oligohymenophorea; Hymenostomatida. Gene Ontology annotation, biological process: nuclear-transcribed mRNA catabolic process. Gene Ontology annotation, cellular component: nucleus. The record is from RefSeq and is a predicted model, not a curated record.
AUGGGAGUCCCCGCAUUUUUUAGAUGGUUAUGUUCCCGAAAUCCCCAAUUUAUAUUGGACGCCUUCGAAAACUACGAGAACUUCUCGGAGCCAUCAAACAAUCCUGAAAUUCAUAAUUUAUAUUUAGACAUGAACGGUAUAAUCCACCCUUGUUGCCGAUCUGAUGGAUCUGCGAUGCCAAUUCCAAAUACUAUAUAAGAUAUGUUUAAUAAUAUAUUUAUGUAUAUAGAUAAAUUAAUGGACAUAUGCAGACCUUAAAGGAUUUUAUAUAUGGCAAUUGAUGGAGUAGCUCCUCGAGCAAAAAUGAAUUAACAACGAGCAAGAAGAUUCAAAGGAGCAAAAGAAGCCGUUGAGCUCCAAAAGAAGAAAUUGGAAAUAAUUAAUGAACAAAGAUAAUAAGGAGAGGAUAUUCCAGAAGAAGUAAUGAGAUUCGUAGAGAGUAAAUUCGAUACUAAUGUAAUAACUCCGGGGACAUAAUUUAUGAGAGAUCUAUCUAUAGCACUAUAGCAUUAUGUCUUAGAUAGAGUUAAUAAUCACCCUUUAUGGAAAAAUUUGAAAGUAGUGUUCUCGGAUGCGUCAAUACCGGGAGAAGGAGAACAUAAAAUACUGAAUUUUAUUAGAAUUCAAAGAAGUCAGGAUUAAUAUGAUCCGAAUAGUAAACAUUGCCUAUAUGGGGCUGAUGCGGAUUUACUUAUGUUAGGAUUAAGUACUCAUGAACCGUAUUUUUAUAUUAUUAGGGAGUAGAUUAUUAGUAAUGAUGAAAAAAGAUGCUCUGUUUGUGGUUAAUAAG